AUGCUUAAUAGAUCAAUCCUUAAGAAGGGGUUAUUUUCAUACCGCUCAUACCAUCCUUCAUUGAAGGAAUACGUUAAACCAGCCACUCUGAGUCCCUUGACGUAUAAUAAGGAAUCUGUACAAUACAAGAUUCUCUCGAACGCUCUCACGAAGUGGGUACCCAAACAUGGAUUUAAAGAAAAAGCUAUUACUGAUUCAUUAAAUGAAUUAGGUUUUUCUUCCUCCUUGCUGUCAGUAAUUGGUGCCUCUAAUUCUCCUGCAAUCUUCCGUUCCAUUUCACCUGCUGUCAUGGAGCUAAUUAAGUUUCAAUUGGUUUCCAAGAGGUAUGAACUAACAGAAAAUCUCUGUCCAGAUACCACACCAAAGAAUGAGUUACCUUCAUUAGAAAGUUUAUUGCUGAAAAGAUUAGAAAUGGACAAAGCCAUUGGUAAACAAAUACCACACCUAUUUGCUGAGUUAGCCACACCAAGUUCUUUCUUAUUUGAUGUCGCAUUACCUGAAUUACAUAGAUUAUCUGACGAUAUGAUAUAUUUCUCGAAUGAAAAGGAUCAUCAUGAUAUGGCAUGGUAUACGAAGAGACUAGGGGUAAGUUGUGCAUAUGUUAGUAGUAAAUUAUACAUGGCCCAAGAUAAUUCAAGAGAUUUUGAAGACACAUUAUCAUUUGCCAAAGAUAAAUUACAUCGUAUUAUGAAACUAGGUGAAUAUUAUAACAAUACUGAAGAAUACGCUUGGUAUAUGUUCAUGGUUUCAACUAAUUUGGUAAGAGCAAGAUUGGCCAGAAGUUAA
Messenger RNA from Naumovozyma castellii, 786 nucleotides. RefSeq names its product ubiquinone biosynthesis protein COQ9 (gene COQ9). The coding region runs from base 1 to 786 and encodes 261 amino acids. The record is from RefSeq and is a predicted model, not a curated record. Lineage: Eukaryota; Fungi; Ascomycota; Saccharomycetes; Saccharomycetales; Saccharomycetaceae. The transcript has a single exon.